Lymnaea stagnalis (great pond snail) is the source of this 3561-nucleotide messenger RNA. Lineage: Eukaryota; Metazoa; Mollusca; Gastropoda; Lymnaeidae. The record is from the annotation of a GenBank genome assembly.
UUUGGCUUUAGCCAACUUCACAUUCAAGCGCAAAGAGCUCUCCAGACCACCAGCAGAAACAGUGCGCAGAGCUGGUAAGAGUCGGAAGCCUGGUUGUAACCCCACUGCUUUCAAAGAGUUAAAAGAAUAUUUUCCAUCUGCACCUGACUUAAAAGAGGAAACAAAAAAUGAGGAUAUUGAAUCUGCUGCUAAAAGGAGGUAUGAUUCUUUGCUGCUGAUAAGGGGCCAGCCGUAAAUGACGUCACACUAUUUUUGUCAAUUAUCUUUCCACCUAGCUAUUUCCAAAUAUAGAAUUAUAAUGAAAUCCAAGAUUGCCUUGUCUUGGCAAGCAUGUCUUCUGCAAUAAAUAUUCCUUGACAAGUGUGUACAUCGUGUAUGGCAGGUUUGUUAUAGUUAGUAAUUGUAGAUUCUCUGGCACGUGCUUUGCUGGCAUUAAGAAUCUAUCGCAAGCUUUAAUUAUGAUUGUAGGGUACUGAAAAUGUACAUUUGGAAAUGGCUUCGGUGAGGCACUGAGGUAAUUAAAACUCUUAAUGUCCUCCCCAAAGCAUCCCCAUAAGCCCUAAAAAAUCCCCUAACUAUAGGGCUUGAAGUGGCAUAAUGGGGGACAUCUCACUUUAACCCUAUCAUCCGCCGUUAUACCCCUCUCUGUGGUAUCGCGGCCGAUAAAGUCGGCCAUUAGCAAAAUCGUCAUUAACAAUGCAAACUUAUUUAAAGUAGAUUGUUUAAGGGGAAAUCACUCUAUAUAAAUGAGUUUUCUUCCUAUUUUCUUUACUAUCAUUGUGUUUACAUGCUUUAGUCAGGGACUUUUUUGCGAUUAAUUGAGUGUGCAAUUUUUUCACCGCCAUAAUAUCUGAUGCUAGAGAGGGCGCUCCUUUAGGAUUUCAAAAUUAACACAGAAUUUCUUUAUUGGAAUUAUUUAAAAUAUAUUAAAAUGAAGCAAAGAUAUCAGAGAUAUUCCAUGUGCUAGUAAUGACAGCGUAAGCUCUCUCUGUGAUGUCGAUAAGACUAAGAGUCAGAUAUUGACAAUUUUAUCCUUAAGCUUAGUCGUAUUGUUACUGACAAAUUUGUUUGGGAAAAGGUGGAAAUCGAACAGAAAAAGACGCGGAUUUGAUCCCAAAGAUCUACCCCUAAGAUAUUCAUGUUUGUAUAUGAGUAUCAAUUAAUUAAAAAAUGGAUUUAAUAACUUCAAUUGAAAAGGAAUUUUUGAACUCAUACUUUGCCUUCUGCCCUUGUAUUUUGUAUGACAGAAAUUUGAAGGUAGUGAAUGAAAAAAAUCAUCAAUAUCACAAUUUUCCAUAUAAGUAACUAUAAAUAGUCAUUUUCUAAAAGAAUAUUGCUUCUAGUCUAUCAAAAACGUGAUUUUAGGAUAAUUUGAACAAUUUAUGGAGUAUUUAGGGUGGGUUGAAUUCAGAAGUUGAGUAGUAAAAUUUUAAUCACUCUGUAAAGGUCAAGGUCAAUAUCAACAGACACAAUAUAAAAACAAAUUCUUUUCAUACCAUAAGAUAACUUGUCCAAUGUACUUUCAGAAAAUGUAUAUUUGUAAGGGUCUCUGAAUUCAUUUAGUCUGGGAUUGUUGUCAUUUUUGACAAGCAUAUGAAAUAGCUAAAAAUGGCUUGACUCUAUAGAAAUUUGUUCUUGACAGUUAUAGGGUUAAGGACAUCCGGUCGGCCGGUGAAGCUGCUUUCACGACAGCAGAGGGCUUUCUCAGGAGUCAGUUUUUAAAAAUGUUUUUUCCCCCCAAUACAGAGACGUUAGAAAAAAAAAUGUAUGAUGAUCACGCAGCCACUGCAUGCGCGCAGACUUUUGGAGUGCUUCGUGUAAAUAAAAAUGAUUCUCCAGAUAUAAAAACUUAAGUUCCGGACGGAAACAAAACAAAUCAUUUCCAGACAUAUUAAAAUAAUUUCCAGACAGACACAAUAAAGUUCCAGACCGCCCUCUAAUGGGGAUUUUUAUAGUGGGUUUCUAACCUCGCAAAUAGUUCACAAAUUAGCUGUGAUGAAACUAAACUGUGUUAUCGAAGAGAUUUGCUUUAAGUUCUUUGAGAAAAACGUUCACUUCAAAAUGUGUAGAAAUGAUGUUUCCUUUUGAUACUCUGAGGUCAUAUUGGGCCUUUUUUAUAUCAGAGAAAUUUUAAAACUAUCUUUUGGGUAAAAAUCAUUGAUUUCUAUGCAUUUUUUAAUGUUCAUUUGAAUGAAAAAUUCUUGUUAGCAAAAGGCAUAAAUUUUUUGACAAACUGCACAUUAGUAAAUUUGAAAGCCUUUAAAUCUUUUGAUAUACUGAGCAUGAACGGCAGUGACACCAGGGGGGUGGGGUGGGGUGGUGGGAAUCACACAUGGUGACACUGUCCAAGUGGUGUGAUGCCUCACAGGGAACAUAGUAAUUUGACAGAGCUCGAUCAAGUCGGUUUCAUAACAUAUUUAAGUUAGAUACAAGGCAGGGUGCCUCCAGAGCAGAGUGCCAUAAAGAAAAUUUGCCACCAGAACAGGUUAGUACCAGAGUUUGGUGGCACCAUAGCCGGUUGCCAUCAGUGUAGGCAGUCACUGUAGCAUAGCCGGUUGCCAUCAGUGUAGGCUGUCACUGUAGCAUAGCCGGUUGCCAUCCGUGUAGGCUGUCACUGUAGCAUAGCCGGUUGCCAUCAGUGUAGGCUGUCACUGUAGCAUAGCCGGUUGCCAUCAGUGUAGGCAGUCACUGUAGUGUCUGUAGCAUAGCCGGUUGCCAUCAGUGUAGGCAGUCACUGUAGCAUAGCAAGUUGCCAUCAGUGUAGGCAGUCACUGUAGCAGGCAAAGUCAUUUGGGGAAGUCUGUAUGAGGUGACACCAGAUCUAGUGACACCCCUGAGCAUAAGAUAAAAUAAGGGCCCUGGGCUAAAAUCACAAGGCAUGAGCUUAUGCUAGCUACAGAGUCACUAACCAUAUGUUGGCUAGGUUUCUCUUUUACAUGGGUCAGAUGCAGUGUUGAUAGAAAAAAGAUCUUGUAAAAAGGGGCAUUAAAUAUAAAUACAUUUCUUUCUUUUGGGCCCUCAUUACACUUUUUUUAUUAAGAUUUUUAUUUUUUACCCCAUUUUGGGCAAUAUAUCCCAGUACCCUGACCCCUGCUUUAAGGGGAAAAUAAUAAGUAUAUAUCGAAAGCCCAGGCCCUUGUUUCUGUUCCGUUAACAGUUGUCAAAAUCAAUUUCAACUAUAGCCUAGAAUCGUAUAAAAAAAUCAUGAGUUUAGAUCACGACUGCGUGGAAAAGUUGAUACUGCAUUUUAAAAACCAGAUUUCUAAGACUGAUAACCAGUUAGCUGAAAAGAGUAAUGACACCGGUAUUAACAUCCACACAAACAAGCUUUUAGCCUUAGAUCAGUAGUUUCAAACUUAAUAUCCCAUGGACACUUGCUACAAGGUCAUAGGUGUGGCAUUAUUUUGUAUUAAUUAUAUCUCUAUAGGAACAACAUAAAUACCGAUAUAAAGGAAACUAACCCUGAGCCGGACUCUGAUGUUAAACCAUUUCCAAAGCUGGACUCUGAUGUUAAACCAUUUCCAAAGCUGGACUCUGAUGUUAAACCAUUUCCAAAGCUGG